AUGGACGAAAAACACGCCGAACCUUCGACGUCCAAGCAGGACCGCCGUCAAUCAACGACGCGUUAUCUCAAGCUGAACCGCUUGCCUACGCUCCAAGAGGUGCUUGAUAGGCGUACAAGACCACCACUUGAUCUCUUCUGCUUCUACAUUUUUCUGCAAAGGGAGUCGGCGGAGGAUGCGCUGGAUUUCUGGCUCGACGUGCAGCAGCACGAGAACAUGUGCAAGGCGUACUUCAAGGACUUGAAACGCUCAGACCGCACCAUUGACGAAGACUGGCCCGAAUACGCCGCCUAUGCCCGGACCCACGGUUCCCACUUCACCCCUCUUCUCAACUUCAGCGACAAGCCCAUUAUUGACAUUGGCGCGUCUCCUCCCCCGCGCUCUUCGGGUGCCCCAUCUUCCUCUACCGGACAAGCGGGAACCACUUCACCAACCAUGUCCAUGACGCACGGCCGCGAACGGCGGGAUACCGAGUCGCACGGCCCCCGGUCGCCUAUCACCAACGCUGGCGAGUUUGGUCGGCCCUCGCGAAUCAGGCCGAGCGAUGCGCCCACGGCGGGAACGGAUCAUGAUGCGCAGAGGGGAACGGGCGCGGGGAGCCGGAUGAGCAUCAGGACGUGGGGGCGAAACCCGCGUCAGAGUCGCGCACCGACGGUCAUUCAGAGGGAUAGGGCAGUACAGAAGGACGCGCUGGUCGAGUCUGCGGAGAGGAUAUAUCUGAGGUAUUUGCUUCCCGGGGCAGAGAAGGAGAUUUACCUCCCCCCAUCCCUCCGCAUGCCCGACUUUCCCCAAUCCCCAUCCUCCUCCAACCCCUCCCCACUCAUCCCCGACCUCUUUCAUCAACAAAAACACUACAUCUUCCGCGCGCUCGAAGCGGACGCGUUCCCCCGCUUCCUCCGCGCCAAGGCUUUCGCCAAUCUCUCCCCGGCAGGCAGCUUCUGGCGCCUCGUCCUCGGUCUCUUCAUCCUCUGGGGUGGGUUCGUACUGGGCUUCAGUCUGAUAUUCCUCGAUCGUCAGCCUAGAGCUGUCCGAGUCUGGGUCCUACUCCCGUUUCUGGUAUCCACCAACCUCCUCCUCGCGGCAUACUACUCCCUCUCCCCCCUCCUUGCGGUGUUCCAGCAUUCCGAGACCGGCGCCUUCCGCUCCAUGCGCGUACGCGAAGGCUACGUCCGCCGGCUGCUCACUCUGCGGGCGGUAUGGAUCGAGGCGGUGUGUCUGGCGUUGACGGCGGCAUUGACGUGUAUAUUUGUGUUCGUGCCGGGUCAUCGAUUAUAG
This is a messenger RNA of Dioszegia hungarica, 1275 nucleotides long. Its product is annotated as RGS domain-containing protein. The transcript is spliced from 5 exons. Lineage: Eukaryota; Fungi; Basidiomycota; Tremellomycetes; Tremellales; Bulleribasidiaceae. The record is from RefSeq and is a predicted model, not a curated record. Gene Ontology annotation, biological process: intracellular protein localization. Bases 1 to 1275 code for a protein of 424 amino acids. Gene Ontology annotation, cellular component: plasma membrane.